AUUAAUAAGAGUAUCAUCAAUUAAAAAUGACAAAUGUAUUAAAAAUGAAGCUAUAUAUGUAGAGGAUUUAAAAAAUAUAGAAACAGAAGUAGAUUCCCUUACUUCUAAUCUAGAACAAGUUUUUAAAGUCACAGCAAAAUCUUGUAAUAUAGAAAAAAUGCAAUAUAAGACCAAAAAAACAAACCUAGAUAUGCAAAUUAAAAAUUUGAAAAAAAGUGAUGAUUAUAAAGAGUUAGAAAAGAUAUUAAGUGAUUUAAUUGAAGAAAAUAACAAAUUCGCAAAAAUAAAAUCUAAAAAAUAUAAAAAAAUAAAUCGUCGUGAAUUAAAAAUUU
Molecule: messenger RNA, 332 nt
Organism: Dentiscutata heterogama
Lineage: Eukaryota; Fungi; Glomeromycota; Glomeromycetes; Diversisporales; Gigasporaceae
Source: the annotation of a GenBank genome assembly